UUACGCAUAUUACCUUGAUUGCAAAUCCAAUGUGAGUAUAAGUUGCCUUUUGGUCACCGAAUGUUAGCCUAACACAGAUCCAUACUCCACAAAACGAACAGCUGAUGUGACUGACUUGGGAUAGCUAAAUCCAGACGUCAGCACACAAAUAAAUUCAAACAAAUCUCUCUAUCAAAGAAUGCACUAAGAAUCUUUGACGUUCAAAGGACAAGAUCUGCGUAACGUGAGGUGCCAAAUUUUAAAAGGAGAACAGUUUGAAAGAUUUUGAGUUCUAUUGUAGCUUUGUACAGGGAUCAUCAGUUAAAUCAAGACCCAGACAUGGAUGAUCGUCAUCAACGCCUUCUUAGACGUCACAACGUGAGUUUCCGAAAAUUCUUGGAACCGAAGAAAAUUAUUCCAUAUUUAUCAUCGAAAGAAGUGAUUGAUGACGACGACGUGGAAAAUAUCAAUAAUCAACCAACCGUAGGAGACCAGGUGGACAUGUUGCUCAAGAUUCUUCCCAAAAGAGGACCUGACGCAUUCCUAUAUUUUGUGGAGGCCUUGGAAAGUGUGUCUACUCAGGCUUAUUUGGUAGAUUUUCUUCGUCAAGAUAAAGAAGCUAAAGAGAUGGGUUUUUUAGAGGCGAUUUCAGAACUAAGGCGUGUACGUUCCAACAGUGCAAAGGUCCGAGACAAGCUUCGCGAAACAUGUGUUGAACAAGAUAAUAUCCGAAAAGAACUUGAAGAACUAAAAAGCCUUAACAAAGCACUUCUCUAUCAGUCAAAAAACGAUAAAGAGGCAUUGAAUCUUAACAUCCGCAAGUUGAGCAACACAAAUGAGACAUUAGCGAAAAACCUAGAGAGAAGCAAUCAAGAGAAGUUAGUCCUUGAAGAGAAUAACACCAAGUUGGAGAAGGAGCUCCACAACAAAAAUCUGGCAAUAAAGAGAAUGGAAAUCGAUCUUCAAAGAAAUGACACAGACAUUGAUAAGUUAAAUUCAAGGAAGAUGAGUGGCGACGAUUCUAUCACUCGAGAGAAACGUCAACUCUUGCGCAGAAGAACAAACAGUGCCAAAAGCGAGAGGAUCCUAACGAAGAGAGUCAUCGCGAGCUGUGCAGGAAUGGAAGACUUCACACCAAUUGAUCGUGACAUGAAUAAUAACAUCCUGUACGGCCAAAGCAAAGAUACGAGUGAAUGCAUUCUUCAACAUAAUGCUAAAAUCAAGGAGCUUGAAAGAAAAUUAAUUCAUCUCGCGGCCGACAGAGAAUUGGCUUUAACAUGUUGUAAAAAGCUUGAAGAAGAGUUGCAAAGUUAUGAAGAAAAGCAUAAAUCUAAAAUAGAUAAAGAGACUACACCUAUGGAAGAAUCAGGAAUCACUACUUGUAGCAAGUGCAUCGAAUACGAAUCAGAGUUAUCUGAGUACAAGGAACUUCGACAACAAGCGAAGAAGAAAUUAGAAUGCGCAUUGAAAGAUGUCACUGAUAAGCAUGAAAGAGAAAAGAAAGAUCUGGAAUCCAGCUUACAAAAGCUUGAGGAGCUGUACAAUACAGCGAAGCAAGAAUUCAUGAACGAGAUGGAAAACGUACGAAAUGAAAUGACUGUCAAGCAUGCCAUUGAAAUGAAAGACUCGAAAGAUGAACUUGAAUCUCAAACUGAGAGAGACAAGCUAACAAUUGAACGUUUGAAAAGUGACUUGGAUAAGAUCAAAGAAACUAUCAAGACUAUUAAGGCAGCAAACAAAGCGAAAUUCCAAACAUAUAAAAAGGAAACAAACGCAGAGAAGAAAAAGCUAAAGGACAAUAUUAAAUCAAAGGACUUGAGGGUGCGACAGCUAGAGGAUGAGCUCAAAGAGGCCCAAGAAGAAAAGAACAAUGAUCAUGAUGUUAUCAGCAGUUUGAGGGAAGAUUUAAGGAAAGAACAAGAAAUUAAAGAAGAGCUUAGGGAUGAGUUGGCACAAUGGAGGGCACUUCCAGGGGGAAGAAUUUUCAACUUCAAAGACGAUUUUGACCGCAAUGGAAUUAUCUACAAUUUAGGAACCAAUUUCARCACAAAACCCUUCGUCAAUCCAGCCAAAAGUGGUAACCACACAAUCAAAGUAAAGCGAUCCUCAUGCAAACAUGGUCAACCUUCGGAUAUUCUCGAUCUUGCUCACUCCAAAGGUGCACUUAGCUGCACUGCCGACGCAGCAGGUUCCUGGUGGCAGGUGGACUUGGGAGAGACGCAUGCGCUGUAUGUCACACAUUAUACAUUACGUCAUGGCGGAGACAAUGGACUGUCAGUUCUAAAGAACUGGAAUCUAGAAGGAUCGGUUGAUGGAAGGAGAUGGAUCAUCUUACGAAAGCAUGAAGAUGAUUAUAGCCUGAAGGGCAAUAAGGGGACUUUCCCGUUUUUCACUGCUACUUGGGCCAUUGAAGGAAAGGUCGAGGCAAUGAGGUACUUUAGAAUCCUCCAAACAGGAAAGAAUUCCGCUGGGAGAUAUGCUUUGUACCUGUCUGGUUUUGAGAUUUAUGGUGUCCUACUUAAAUUGUGAAUGUACGGAGCAAGACAAGCUUCAAGAAGUUAGACAUUGUAUUUUGUUUGAGUCCGCUCGAAAUUCCGGGCACAAAAGUACUUACCUCAUUUGGAAGAAUAAGAAUUAGCUUACAAAAGAUUGUUUUACUAGUUGGAGAUUCACUAGGCAAAAGAGGAGUUAUACGGAGUUAUAUAUGGUAAACUAAGUUUGCUAAAUUCAAAAAUUGCAAGUGCGACAGGGUAAUGUUUGAUACGAUACCCUUCAAAGGUCUGGCAGACCUCCGCAAGAUAUCAGAACCUGAAAUAACACUAUAAAUCUAUCAUUAUUAGAAUUUGCUUUACUAAACAUAUAUUAAUCUUCCAUUUAAUAAGCAAUUAUCAAAAAAUUGGAGUGUGUUUAUAUAGAGUGUGUUAGAAUAUACUUCAUUGUGGUUUUUUCUUUAUCUUCAGUCCUGUAGGCUGCAUCCCGAACAGGGAGUGGAAGGCUAGGGGUCGUUGAUUUUGCUCCGUAGGACGGACCUUAACUAUGUUCGGGGUCUGAAGGUGAAUAAUAAAUAAUGAAAAAAUGAAAAAGGAAUAAUGAAAAAUGAAAAAAAAUCAAAAAUAUCACUAAAGAAUGAUGCAAAAAUAAAUACAAUGAAUAAUGGGGGAAAGACAAGAAUACACCUUGUUCACCUUCAGAAACUGACUAUGUGACAAAGCUAAAAGAUAUUUCAGCAAAAAAUAAUGAUUUAAGUACUCCUAUUACUCCCUUCCACCCGCCCCACUCUCCCUCCUCACCGUCACCCUUAGCCUACGGGCCUGUGCUUGAAGUUAUCAGUAUCAUAAAUAGUUUUAUCAUGGUACAAAUAUGAAUUACAUAAUCAGUUGUUUGAAAAACCUUUAAAAGUGUGAAAACUUUCAAAACUCUCUUGGUAGUGCUGACAAAUGUGUGUAUCAAAUUAAACGAUUCUUUUCCUGUUA
Messenger RNA from Exaiptasia diaphana, 3452 nucleotides. Its product is annotated as cingulin-like protein 1. The coding region runs from base 319 to 2508 and encodes 729 amino acids. Gene Ontology annotation, biological process: regulation of apoptotic process. The record is from RefSeq and is a predicted model, not a curated record. Lineage: Eukaryota; Metazoa; Cnidaria; Anthozoa; Actiniaria; Aiptasiidae. The transcript is spliced from 5 exons.